This is a messenger RNA of Cuscuta campestris, 1429 nucleotides long. The record is from the annotation of a GenBank genome assembly. Lineage: Eukaryota; Viridiplantae; Streptophyta; Magnoliopsida; Solanales; Convolvulaceae.
AUCAACAGAGUACUUUUUAUGCGUCCUUUGUAUCGGGUCACAGAACUGAGCCCAUACCGUCGCAACCCAACCGUGUCCAGUCGUUGCCCAAAAACACAAUUUGCAGCGCUGGAAAUAAUUCUUCCGAUUUCCACCAGAAAAUCUUCCAUUGAAGACACAAGAGAGCUGUCUUGAGGAGACGGAAGAAUUGUAGUCUCGAGAUUCUGAUUAUGAAUUCCUCAUCGUUGGAUGCUUAUCCUCAAAUUGAGGAGAUCUUGCUUGAAUUCCGAGCAGGAAAAAUGCAAAUGGAAGGAAAGCGAGUUGUCCCCGAUUCACGGAAAGGACUCGUUCGUAUUGGCAAGGACGAGGAAGGACUUGUUCAUUUCCAAUGGUUGGAUCGUUCAUGUUUUGUGGUUGAAGAUGACCAGAUUAUUGUCCCCGAGGAGGCAGUCUUUGAAAAGGUUAAUCAAUCUUCUGGGAGGGUCUAUAUUUUAAAAUUUCUUACAGACGACAGGAAGUUUUUCUACUGGAUGCAGGAGCCAAGAGAUGACAAUGAUGCACAAUUAUGCAGCUCAGUCAACUUCUACCUGAAUCAACCAUUUGAAGAUGAGCCUGAAGCUUCUGUUCCUAUGGAGAAUUCUGAUGAUAUGGCUGAAGAUGAUGUUUCAUCUAGAGCAGGAAAUUUGGUUGGGCCAAGCAUGGGUACUGAUGCAACCAGUGAUGUAACGUCUUCUGGACCUGUAAAGCUGGCUGAUUUACAAAGGAUAUUGAGUAACAUAGGAUCAACAGAUGAAGUUGUAGAUCCAGAUGCUGGCAUGGGAUUAGCCGAUAUUUUGAGGCCUGAAUUUCUAUCUCCGCUGAUUGAGGAAUUACCACUGCAACAACAAUUAGCUACAUAUUUACCCGAGGGACAAUGGAAUCACGAGGAGUUGCUGGAGUUAUUGCAGAGCCCCCCAUUUCGCCAACAAGUAGAUUCAUUUACUUAUGUUCUUCAGACAGGCCAGGUUGAUCUGGCUCAAUUUGGAAUUGAUCCUUCUCAAUACAAGUUCACAGUCCCAUCCUUUCUGGAGGCGCUGGAAGAUUCUGUUUCUGGAACAUUGCAGCCCAGCAGCAAUGACGAGGAACUGCUAUCUUCUCACACAAGUGGCAGAAGCCAUCCCAUGGACGAAGACCGUCACUAAUUCAAUCAGGUCCCUUAAAUGUUUAGACCAUUUACCUUCUGUGUGACACACACAAAAAAAAAGUGCCCUUUUUCUAUAGGUUGUAUUGUGUGAAAACAGUUGUGGGAAUGUGUCGGUGUCUGACUGUUUGGUGUGUGAAAAAUAAUAAAACAGUAAUAAUUUAGAGUGGUACCCCUACUUACAUGUGCUUUGAUGUCUUAAUUGUUUUGUCUUAAUGAUGGUGUUUAGUUUAAUUAAAGUUUAUUUAUUGGAGAUUUGGAGGUGUAUAG